AUGCCCGUGGAGAACCCGUCCUCCAAGUCCCAUGGCUCACGCUUCCUUCAACUGCCCCUGGAGCUGCGGCUGAAGAUCUACGAAUACGCUCUCACCGUGCCCAAUGACUACAUGGAUAAACCACUGAUGGUAGUCCAUGACCGCGGUAAUGUCUUCACCUCGCGCGGCCGAUUCAGAGCCCUGAAUAUGUGUCCCAGCUGGGCGAACGAGGACGGCACCGCGCGCAACAUGAUGGCCGUCAACCGCCGGAUCCACGCCGAAGUCGAGGACUACUUGUACUCGAAACACACGCUGUUCUUCCGCAACUCCGUCGACCUGGACAAGCUGGGCUCAUUCCUCGACACGCUGAGCGACACCGCACGCCGCCGCAUCCGCAACGUCGGCUUCGAGGUCUUCUUCUUCGUGCACACCCAGAUCGGAGUGCCCAAGCGCACCAUCAAACAGUACGAGAAGGCCGGCCAGAUACUCGCCUCGCGGCUGCCCUGCCUCAAAAAUAUCCUUUUCUACCUCGACCCGCGCUUCUACUACCCUUCCGCCUGCGUCGGCGGCGGCGAGCUCGCUGCCCGCGGCGUCCUCGACCUGGCCACUCGCUUCGGACCCUUGCGCAAGUCUCUCAGCUUCUACCCGUUGCCGUCCGGCCACCAGCAUCUCGCCGAUGAGAUCAAGGACUUGCCGCUAUGGGGCGACGCCGCCUCCAUCGUCCCUAACUACCCGCCCAUCCCGGAGCCGCCGUCCGCACUGAAGCCGAGGGAUUACGACUGCGUCGACGAGGUCCACAAGGGUGUCUGCAAAGAUGUCCGCAAGGACUCCCUCUUGUAUCGACAAUUGUCGUCGCUGGUGUGGUGA
Messenger RNA from Penicillium lagena, 846 nucleotides. RefSeq lists its product as uncharacterized. Bases 1 to 846 code for a protein of 281 amino acids. The record is from RefSeq and is a predicted model, not a curated record. The transcript has a single exon. Lineage: Eukaryota; Fungi; Ascomycota; Eurotiomycetes; Eurotiales; Aspergillaceae.